AUUGUUUUUCCGCAGCACAAUUGCAAUUUGCAAGUGUACAUUUUCAGUUGCUGACUCUCACUGUGAGCCACGUAUGCGGAACGUGGCACAUUCUUAGGUCCCCUAAGCUAUAGCAAAGAAAACAGCGAAAGAAGCACCGUUGGCACCUUCAAUCGCUACGCCUGAAUUCAGUUUUCUCAGAGGCAUAUUGUCAAACACUUUAUAUGCACAGGACAUACAUCGCUGGGCAAGGUUAUGUGAACACUCAAAAUUGCCGAUGAGGAGUACCAUUUCAUGCCUUAACCGACGGCGUCUUGCAGUCCUGUCCCCAACUCUGCGUUUUGGCUGCUCAUUUGAGACUUCUUGGUGCGAAUACUCAUCCAGUAGGUUUCCUGAGGUUAUUCCAGCUGGAAACCAUGGCAAUUUUGUGUCAACCCCAAAAUACUUUUCUACUGGUUUUUCCAGUGUGCAUGGAGAAAGGCCAACUGCUGAGUAUGCUAGGUUGAGGAAGGAAUCACUAGAAAGCGAAUUUGGACAUGCACUUACUUAUAAGUCGAAAAGCCUUUCAUCAUUAUAUCGUUUUGGCCCAUUCAUGGCUUUGUACAGAGCAGCCAUUAUUUCAUUCUAUGUGUUGAAGCUAACUGUUUGGCGCUUAUUUGUCCAUGACUUAAGAAGACGUGCUGUUAAGUUCCGUGAAACUCUUAUCGACUUGGGUCCUUUCUACAUAAAGCUGGGACAAGCUUUAAGUACAAGGCCGGACAUAUUACCAAAAGUGUAUUGUCAAGAACUUGCAAAGUUACAGGAUCAAAUCCCCCCAUUUCCAACUCAUCUUGCAAGAAGAUCUAUUGAGUCCCAGUUGGGUGUUCGCGUUUCACAAGUAUUUGCUGACAUUAGCAAGGAGCCAAUUGCUGCAGCAUCUCUUGGCCAAGUAUAUAAAGCUCAUUUGCAUUCUGGAGAGCUGGUGGCUGUUAAGGUCCAGAGGCCUCAUAUGUCACAUUUACUGACACUGGACGCUAUGUUAUUUCAUAUGAUUGGUGGCCAACUAAAAAGAUUUGCAAAAGCUCGUAAGGAUCUGUUGGUAGCUGUCAAUGAGAUGGUGAGACACAUGUUCGAAGAAAUUGACUACAUCCUGGAAGCACAAAAUGCCGAAAGAUUCGCAUCUCUUUAUGCAUGUAGUAGUAAAGAGAAAACUGUCCCAGGGAGUGCAGUAACUGAUAAUGUCGGGUGUCAGAAAACUGUUGGUAUCAAGGUCCCUAAAAUAUACUGGAACUUUACCCGUAAGGAGGUGCUUACGAUGGAGUGGAUAGAUGGGAUUAAGCUGACAGAUGAAAGUCGAAUGAGGAAGGCAAACCUAAAUAGGAGGAGACUUGUUGACCAGGGGUUAUACUGCUCAUUGAGGCAGUUGCUUGAGGUGGGGUUUUUCCAUGCUGAUCCUCAUCCUGGGAACCUAGUUGCUACUGAGGAUGGAUCUCUUGCCUAUUUUGAUUUUGGCAUGAUGGGAGACAUUCCACGUCACUAUCGUGUUGGACUUAUUAAAGUGCUUGUUCACUUUGUUAAUCGAGACUCUCUGGGUUUAGCAAAUGACUUUCUUUCGCUGGGAUUUCUACCUGAUGGAGUAGACAUUCAAUCUGUUUCAGAAGCUUUGCGAACGUCCUUUGGUGAUGGAACCAGACAAUCCCAAGAUUUCCAGGGCAUAAUGAAUCAAUUGUAUGAUGUGAUGUACGACUUCAACUUUUCUCUUCCUCCUGACUAUGCUUUGGUGAUACGAGCGCUUGGAUCUCUUGAAGGAACAGCAAAAGCAUUGGAUCCAGAUUUCAAAGUUGUUGAAAGUGCAUAUCCUUUUGUUAUCGGAAGACUCUUGGUAGAUCCAACUCCUGAUAUGAGGAGAAUAUUGAGAGAGCUUCUCAUCCGUAAUGAUGGUUCUAUGAGAUGGAAUCGUCUAGAGAGACUGAUUGCAGCAAUAUCUCAGCAGGCUUCUGAAACAGAAGGAGAAACUCAGGAGAGUUACUCGGAUCCAUUGGGAUCAUUCGAUAUACGGGCUGUAGUCUCUGCAACAGAAGACCUUUUCCAAUUUAUUUUGUCAGACAAGGGUUCAAGAGUCCGUGUAUUCCUUGUCAGAGACAUAGUUAAAGCAGCUGAUGUUUUCUAUCAAGAUGAAUUUCUAAAUAAUCUUCUUGAUGAGAAGCUUAGAGCGAGACGUUUAUUUGGAUAUGAGGAACAUGGUAUUCUAGUUAGGGUGGUGAGUGGGUUUCAUUCCCUAGGACGUGCAGUGAAAUUAGCUCCGGAUUUGUGGUCAGCAAUGCUGAUUCGCUUGGUGGUGAAGCCAGAGUUCCAAAAAUUUGCUUGCGACAUAAGUUCAGCAUUGAUCAGUCACUUCAAGUAUCACCUUCCAGUCAGCUUUUGGAUGGGUAUUUCUCGGCUACUGCAUAGUGUGGUUGAUAAAGACGAAGAUGAAGUAAUGUAGCAAGGUCGGUGCUCUC
This is a messenger RNA of Solanum verrucosum, 2459 nucleotides long. RefSeq lists its product as uncharacterized. The record is from RefSeq and is a predicted model, not a curated record. Lineage: Eukaryota; Viridiplantae; Streptophyta; Magnoliopsida; Solanales; Solanaceae. The coding region runs from base 257 to 2443 and encodes 728 amino acids. The transcript is spliced from 14 exons.